AUGGCAUCCUCGACGGAUAAUCCAAAUUCGAAUGAUCAAUAUGAUGAUCAACAGGUUAUGGGUAGCCCAAACCCUACCACCGCUGGUGCUACGGGGGAUAUUCCGCGGGUCAAUGGAGUGACUCCGCAACCGCUGAAUCGAAGUCCGUAUGACAUGGAUGGAGAAACAGUGAGCCCGCGAGCUGUCCCUCGCACGGUUCAGGGAGCCAACGCAGCAACGGAACGUUCGGUUCCACAGACGGCUGGAGACUUCCUUGAAGGUCUCAAUGAACCUUCGUCGAGCGCUCCACGUGGUGUGCUGGGUGGAUUGUCCAGAGUGAUACAGUCCAUCCCGACAGUGGUGGAGCAGGUUAUUCCAGGGGCAGCACCGAAGCAGCCCUCUCCGAGUAACCAGGAUGCAGUUGAAUACGCGUCAGUGAGAUCAACAACCAGCUGGGAGCAGAGACCGCCCUCGGCUACUCAACUUCCUCCUACGCCGUUGCUGACGGAAGCGAUGGUCCAGAGAAUGAGAGAGAUGGAGAGGGCAGCACCAUUGUUGUACCCGAGUGGAGGUGCAACUUCGGGGCGAAUGCCCAAUCCGCCGUCGACCUCUUCGAGUGACAUUCAGGCUGAAGUCAGGAGGCAACUGUCGGAGCUAAUGGCUUUGCGAGAUGAGGAGGGUAGAAGGCUGAGGGCUCAGGUUGAAGCUCUGGCCAUGGAGAAUAGCGAGUUGCGCGGCCACAAGACUCCCGAGGCACUCCUUUGGACUUCCAAUCCUCAAGUCGACCACCGCUUGGUAUGGGAGCGUAUCACAGCCUACAGGUCAGGUUCCGCCACCUUCAGGAUCCGGCUGCAGGUGCCGGAGUAUCCGUUCCCGUUCAGGCUGUCCCGAUUAGUCCUCCUGUCCCUUCAGCAAAUGGGAGUACUGGAGCAGCUCAAGGAGCUCCGGAGCAUGGCGGGCAAUCCCGAGAUUAGAGGUUUGCAGGUUGAGGAGGAGCUACUGGACAAUGCUUGGGAAAGAGUUCCGAUUGAGGGUCUGAGACAACAGCUUGAUGGUUUGCGUGCCUUGGUUGCCACGAAGGAGCCUAUGGUUAGAACCUUUUCUAACUCCAGUGCCGAUCAGGAUAGGCUGGCAAAGGCUUUGGCCCUUCUAGACUCCGGGGCUACGCAUGCCGUGAUUCCCUAUGAUCAAUCGCUUGGAAACCUGGAGUCAGUGCCAGUAACCUUGGCGGGAGACGAGCGUCAGCAAUGGUUGAAGACUAAAGGGGGAACGCUGGUGGUCCCACCCUCGGGGAAGGAUAAUGAUAAGAGCCCGAAGCCGCAAACCAUCCUCCCGUUGGGAUCCUUAGUCGAAACUUUGGGUUGUACGGUGGAAUGGUCAAAGAGGAAGGGUUUGAAGGUGAGUCAUCCUACCCUUGGGGCAUUGAACACAGGUUUGUCAAGCAAUCACUGUCCACUGGUUCAGGAAGACCAGGCACUCACUAUGAUAGCUGAGCUUGAGAGCAAGCGCUUGGAGUCCUUCCGCGACCGUAUUCAGGACUUGGAGUGUCAGAUAGAGCAUUUGCAGUCCUCCCCAGACCCCACGCAGACCCUGAGGAGGUAUGUGGCAUCAGGGGACCGAGGUGACGCCUUGCAGGCCCUUAUAGCCCAACCUUAUCUUGAGGACGUUCCCAUGGCCCUGAAGGCAUGGAUGGCAGAAGGAUUCGAGUCUACUUCGUCUGAGACCGGUUGGAAGCUUAUGAAGAAUCUACCUUUAAAGCGUGCAGCUCGUAGAGCACUGUUGCAAUCUGAUCGUUGGAUAGUGCAUCUAUGUUCGGGAGAACCCAAGUGCGAUGAUCCCGUUGCAUGCUGGUGUGAGGAACGUGGGUUUCGCUUCCUUCCAGUAGACAUAAGAGAAAAGGGUGGAAAGGGAUGGGACCUGACCAAGCGUGAUGGUGUUUGGCGCGUUUUGCUUUGGGCAGCCGCGGCAGGCAAGGUGUCAGGUAUCCUCUCAUCACCGCCAAUGCAUGCUGAUCCCAGCAAGGAGGUGCUGAAAUAUCAGGAUAAGUUCUUGUGGUCGCUUGCCUCUGUUGCAAACGGGCAAGGCAUUCCCUUCUUGAGUGAGGUUUCAGGCAUAAAGGAGGAACCUGUGAUCAAGUUCAAUCAGUGGAGUGCCCGGCAAGGGGAAAGGGAUUUUGCUGUUGCACAACAGAUUGCGGCAAUUGAGGAGGUCAAGGAGGUAAAGGAGCUUUCUUCGGCCGACCUUGAAAAAUGGAGACAGCAUGUCUUGAAUGGUCAAACAUCCGAGAUCCUACGCGUUGUCAUUGGACCUAUUUGGCCCAGUCCCACCGUCCGAAGCAGGCCCGCCACUCCAGAUGAAGGGAAUCUCCCAGAGGAUGCAAUGGAUAGCUUGUAUGAGCCCUCGGAUCCCGGUAACGAUUUAUUCCCAGAGCUUGAAACUGAGGUUGAUCCUUCCAGGGAGGUUUUGCCCUUGGGUGGAGAUGAGAGUACCGUUCGAGCUUUUGAGUCCUUGGAGGAAGGCUCCGAAUCUGUACCACUGGACAAAGAGGCAAUGCAGGCUCUCGCGGAGGAGCUCGCCACGCCGGUUGAACAGGUGGUGUUAAGGUACUUCAUCCCAAUGAAAACCAAGAACGGAUUUGGGCAGCAGGUUUUACACCGAAUCAAGCGUCCAGCAGAUGGGGCGAAGCAGCUUAUGGAAAGAUGGAUUAAUGCACAGUACGCAUGUCCACAUCGAUCCAUAUCGGACGGCCACGUCCUAAUCACCGCUGCCGGUAACCUGGAGGAGGAAGUUCAGCUUGGGGAUGGUUUAGAGCCGGUUUCCGUGCCUGAUGGUGAGGAGGUGAAGGUGGAGUUCAGGAGAAGUACGUCUUGGGUGCCUUUUGUCAUGGAGGACAGAGGGGCGAGGUUGGAUUUCGUUUUGAAGAUGGAAAUGGAGGAAUUGCCUGAGUUGAAUGGUGAGUCAACUGCAAUGUCCGAGGAUGCCGGUCCCGGAUGGGGGUUCAGUGAUGAUGAGCAAGAGGACUCAGCUGCGGACCUUGCGUUGUUGUAUGAAGAGGACUUGAUCGAAAAUGGUUCUGAUAGCCCUGACCUUAGGCCCCAACCUAGUGCGAGCUCGAAUGACCCGAUUCCGAGUGUUGCAGCAGGUGGCCUUGGUUUGUUUAAAGUUGACUGCAGCUUUCAUGAGGAAGGUCAGCAGAACAGGUCCCUUGAUGAGGAAUACGCCCUACAUGCAAUGCUUAUGCAGUCCGUAUGGGACGAGGAGGAGGAUGAUCUUCCACCAGGAUACCCGGUGGACGCUUUGGGUACAGUUUUCCUUAGAAGGGAUAGUGCAGAGGAUGAUUCUCCACCUGGUGAAGAGGAGAACCGAGCCUCUUCUUCCGGAUAUAGCUGCAGAAUGGUUACUUGCAAUGAUGACGGUGAAAGCACCCCAACUGGGAACUUGCCCAGCAGCGAUCAUUGUCUGCCCCACCAACCAGCGCAAACUACGUCAAGGAUUGGGGUACCGACGACUGAUCCACUGAAGGUUGUCGGUCAGCCAGGUAGGACGUUAAGCGCAGACCCACAGGUGUGUAAGAUAGACGAAUCCUUCUACACCAAAGAUGUUGAAAAUAUUUUGGACAACCUAACUGAUGCCCUUAAGGUUGUACACAAUGUCUCGCCGGAUGGAGUCCGUAAGCAUUUGCAGAAAUGGAUCCCAGCAGCAAGAGCAGAGGUGAAUGCUUUAGAGACCAUGAAGGGUAUUAAAAGGCUUCAGGGCUCAGAUGUUACAAAGGCAAUGUCGCGACCGGAUGUGCAGGUGUUACCCGCGAAGACUGUUUUCACUGUGAAACCAGGAGCCGAUACCGCUUGGUUUCGUAGGAAAUGCAGAGUGGUAGGCUGUGGAAACUUCGAGGAAAAGGAUCCUGGCCUGGAGUUGUAUGCGGGUGGCGUUCCGGCCGAGGCCCUGCGCACAAUUUUGGUUGAAUCCGCGGUUCGGAAGUUUCUUGCCUUCGUAACAGAUAUUAAAAACGCUUUCCUUCUUGCUCCACUGCCUUUGAAUAUGGCCGGCAGAAUACUCCUCAAGCCUCCGCGUCUGCUCGAGCAGAUGGGUAUCACUACUCAUGAUGAGUGCUGGGAGGUUUGCAAGGCAGUGUACGGUUUGAGGCAGAGCCCGAAGUGGUGGAGUGAUUAUAGGGACUCCGUUCUUAAAGGUGCAACUUGGGAAGGUGAGUCUGGGCUGAUACGGUUGCAACAGUCCAAUGCGGAGGGAAAUGUUUGGAAAAUGUUAAAUUCCGAUGAUCAAGUCAUAGGCUUUGUUAUCAUUUACGUAGAUGAUAUGAUGUUCUUGACUACAAAACCUGAAGCUGAGAAGGCCUAUGCAUGGUUGAGAAGCAUGUGGCAGUGCACCCCCUUGGAGGAAGCCACGCUAUCGAAGCCAAUUACGUUUCUUGGAGUCGAGAUAAGCAUUGGCCAAGAUACCGAGGGACGUCAGGGCUUCCUGCUAGGCCAAAGGGGUUACAUAGAUGAGCUCCUAAGGAUGUAUAGUCUAGAGCCAAGGCAUCGUACGCCUGUUCCCCGUGAGUGGGUGAAGGAAGCACCGGAGCAUGAGGAAGGGUAUACUCCCGAGACGCUGCGCAGAGCGCAACGUAUUACCGGGGAGCUGCUUUGGCUGACGCAGAGGACUCGCGUUGAUGCAGCUUACACUGUGUCCCUUAUGGGCUCGUGGUGUACGAAGGCACCUGAACACGUGAUACGUCUAGGCCAGCGACUGUUGCAUUUUCUGGGUUCUACAAAGGACUGGAAGCUCUCUUUGAUUCCGGUUGAGGGAGAAAAGAGAAUGGUCGUGUACACCGAUGCUUCAUUCGCACCCUAUGGCUCGCACAGCAUCACUGGGGUCUUGAUCACCUAUCAUGGAAGGUCGGUUGUGUGGAAGGCCAAGAAGCAAGCUUUGGUGUCCCUGUCGACGGCAGAGUCGGAGUUAAUUGCCGCUUGUGAGGGAGUAGUGAUGGGUCAGAGCUCGGAGUCGCUGAUACUAGAGCUUACAAGUGAUCUAAGGACAAAACUACUCUUAGUUGAUAACCUAGCGGCGAUAGCUCUCGUUGAGGGCUCGGGUUCCCAGCGAACUAGGCACCUAAGGGUAAGAUCAAACUUCGUCAAGGAUCAGGUUGAAAGAAAGGAACUAGAGGUUGAUCAUUGCCCAGGUGAGCAACAAUUGGCUGAUUUGCUGACUAAGAUCCUUGCAGGCCCUAGGCAUCAAUUUCUGGCGUGCCUGAUUGGGCUAAGUGUAGAGCUUCCGCCGAUGCAGAUUGCUACCUUGAUUCGAGGUGCAGCUCCGACCGUCAAUCCGGAGCUUAGGGCUAAUAGGAUCAAGUUGGUUCUGUUGGUUCUAAUAAUGCAGAUGAUAGAAGCUGAAGCCGUUGAAGAUGAUGAGCUCAGUGAUCCACUGAGUUUGGAAUUGUCGGUAGUGGCAAUCAUGAUGAUGUUGUCGAUAUUGUUUGUGUGGGAAUCUGGCAAGUAUUGCCUGAUCAGGUGCUGCAGGACUGACGGUCCGAGGAUUCGGUCCCUGAGGCAUGAAGACGAGGAUGAAGUUUCGAUUGAAAGGUCUAGGAGACAAAGGCGGCAAGAAGCAGUGAGGCGUGCAAUUGAGUUGGAGGCCGACGAACAGACUCUAAGGAGGAGGAACGCUCCGCUCCCGGAGUCUGGGUCUUCCUCGUCUGCAGGUAUCCCAGUUGUCCAGGUCAAUGUUGGUGAAAGGUGGGAGGUCGAUCGUAACCCACCGUUGCCUAGGUUUGCAGAGGCGGGAAGCAUUGCACCCCUGCCAUCCACGGCCGUUUCAAGAAGUCUCCCUGACCAGUCCUACACUUCACCCUCCAUCAAUCCAAUUGGACUUUGGGGAAACCAACUCCGCGCGUCCCUAUACCGAGCCGACUGGACUUCAAGGUGA
Symbiodinium sp. CCMP2592 is the source of this 5901-nucleotide messenger RNA. NCBI's taxonomy places the organism in Eukaryota, Dinophyceae, Suessiales, Symbiodiniaceae. The record is from the annotation of a GenBank genome assembly.